Molecule: messenger RNA, 7491 nt
Organism: Microcebus murinus (gray mouse lemur)
Lineage: Eukaryota; Metazoa; Chordata; Mammalia; Primates; Cheirogaleidae
Gene: DLC1
Product: DLC1 Rho GTPase activating protein
Biological process (GO): signal transduction; actin cytoskeleton organization; regulation of Rho protein signal transduction
Cellular component (GO): membrane raft; focal adhesion
Molecular function (GO): GTPase activator activity; protein binding; lipid binding
Source: RefSeq, a predicted model, not a curated record
UUCUCACAUGCACGCUCCUCAGAGGCAGGAAAUACUUUCCAGGCAAUCUGGGUCUGGUUGUGGAGGCCCCUUUCGCAAAACAUCAGUCUGAAUUUAGUAGACAGAAGUCACUAGGAACGCCUUGACAGGAUCCUGCGUUAGCUAAGGUUCUUUCCAGCUGCAGAGGGUGUUUUUGUUAGAAUCACACACUGCGUAAAACUGCUCAGAAUAGAGCCAUGAUCUCAACCACGAAAUGUGAACUUAGAUUUUGGAGAAACUAAGAGGGACGGACUUCUUUCCUAGCCAGAGUGUCGAACAGUGUCAUGCCUUGGCGUUUCAGCUCCUCGAUGUCUAGGUGGCGAAAUGACAAAACUCACUCCCUUCUUUGAUCCAUGAAUUUGAAAUAAUCUUUCAUCAAGUUCCAUCUCCCUUAGCCUCAUAUGGAAUGUAUCUCUCUGUCUGUUGUUAAACUACGAUGACAUGUCUGUAGCUAUCAGAAAAAGAAGCUGGGAAGAACAUGUGACCCGAUGGAAGGGACUGCCUUUUAAUUCUGAUGAUUGUAACACAGCAUGUCAUCAUGGACUAGUAGCUGACAGCUUGCAGGCAAGUAUGGAAAAGGAUGCAACUAUAAAUGCGGACCUCAAAGAGAGGUGUGUUUCACUACCAGACUGCUGUCAUGGACCAGAGCUGAGAGAUUUUCCUGGCAGGCCAAUGGGUCACAUUUCAAAGGAGGUGGAUGAAAAUGACAACCGUGAAGGUGAAGAUCAGUUUCUUUCCCUGGAAGCCAGCACAGAAACACUAGUGCAUGUUUCUGAUGAGGAUACCGAUUCUGAUUUAUACCUUACAGAUGAUAAACGUAGUUCAACUACCCAAGGGCAAAAAUCGUCAGGCCAACAUACCAUUGAAGGAGCAGGCUCCUUAGUGAAGACACUACCCAUCAUGGAAAGUAACAAAGAUUCUCCUAACUCCUGGGGAGUGGCUGGUAACGCUGAUUUAACACUGGUAGAAGAAAGUGGGGAAAAAAAAGUUGUUGACACUAUAAGUAAAAGCCUGGAGCUUUACAAUGAUAUAAACUUAAGUGAAAUAAAAGAUGCACCCAAAGUAAAUGUGUUCGACUCUUUGCAUGUGAAAGAUAUUGUGCCAGAGAAGCAAUUGCUUAAUUCUGCUGUAAUUGCUCAACAACGACGGAAACCUGAUUUCCCUAAAGAUGAGAAUGAAAGAAGCACCUGCACUGUAGUACAAGAUGAGUUCUUGGCUAUUCCUUGUACAGACAGAGGACGGUCAUUAUUGAAAGCAGAUUUUGGAAGCUGCCUCCUGCAGCCUUCUUCCUACCCCAGUGGAAUGUCAGCUGUAAAUGGCCUGAAGAAGAGUGGUUUCUCAGAACAUCAAAACAAAAGUCCUCCUAAGGUCAAGGCAGAAGAUGACAUGCAGUGUUUACACUCACAGGAGACUCUGGCCACCCAGGAACCCACAGAUAACCAAGUUAGACUUCGCAAAAGAAAGGAAAUCAGAGAAGAUCGAGAUAAGGCACGGCUGGACUCCAUGGUGCUGCUAAUUAUGAAACUGGACCAGCUGGAUCAGGACAUCGAGAAUGCUCUCAGCACCAGCUCUUCCCCAUCUAGCACCCCGACCAACCUGCGGCGGCAUGUUCCUGAUCUGGAAUCAGGAUCUCAAAGUGGAGCAGAAACCAUUUCAGUAAAUCAGACACAAGUAAAUGUGUCUUCUAACACUGAGUCUACUGGCUUGCCAUCUUCCACCCCAGCAGCCAAUUCUGGAACCAAACCUAAGGCUACGGCUAUUCCAGGUAUUUCAGAAAAGGAAAAAGCUGAAAUCGAAGCCAAGGAAGCAUGUGAUUGGCUACGGGCAACUGGUUUCCCCCAGUAUGCGCAACUUUAUGAAGAUCUCUUGUUCCCCAUUGAUAUUUCCUUGGUCAAGAGAGAGCAUGACUUUUUGGACAGAGAUGCCAUUGAGGCUCUAUGCAGGCGUCUAAAUACUUUAAACAAAUGUGCGGUGAUGAAGCUAGAAAUUAGUCCUCAUCGGAAGAGAAGUGAAGAUUCAGACGAGGAUGAGCCUUGUGCCAUAAGUGGCAAAUGGACUUUCCAGAGGGACAGCAAGAGGUGGUCCCGGCUUGAAGAGUUUGAUGUCUUUUCUCCAAAGCAAGAUCCGAUCCCCGGGUCCCCGGAUGACUCCCACCCAAAGGAUGCUGCGAGCCCCGGGGCCGUGCUGAUGGACCUCAGCGAGCGCCAGGAGGUGUCCUCCGUGCGCAGCCUGAGCAGCACCAGCAGCCUCCCCAGCCACGCGUCCCCCAGCGAGGACACCGCGACCCCCCGGACUAACUCGGUCAUUAGCGUCUGCUCCUCCGGCAACUUCGCGGGCAAUGACGACUCUUUCUGCAGCCUGCCCUCUCCCAAGGAACUGUCCAGCUUCAGCUUUAGCAUGAAAGGCCACGAGAAGAAUGCCAAGUCCAAGACGCGCAGCCUGCUGAAACGCAUGGAGAGCCUGAAGCUCAAGGGCUCCCACCACAGCAAGCACAAGGCGCCUUCCAAGCUGGGCCUGGUCAUCAGCGGGCCCAUUCUGCACGAGGGGGUGGACGAGGACAAGCUGAAGCAGCUGAACUGCGUGGAGAUCUCCGCCCUCAACGGCAACCGCAUCAACGUCCCCAUGGUACGAAAGAGGAGCGUCUCCAACUCCACGCAGACCAGCAGCAGCAGCAGCCAGUCUGAGACCAGCAGCGCCGUCAGUACGCCCAGCCCUGUCACCAGGACCCGGAGCCUCAGUGCCUGCAACAAGCGGGUGGGCAUGUACUUAGAGGGCUUUGAUCCCUUCAAUCAGUCGACUUUUAACAAUGUGGUGGAGCAGAACUUUAAAAACCGCGAGACCUACCCGGAGGACACCGUGUUCUACAUCCCUGAAGAUCACAAGCCUGGCACUUUCCCCAAGGCCCUCUCCAAUGGCAGUUUCUCCCCCUCAGGGAAUACCAGCUCUGUGAACUGGAGGACGGGAAGCUUCCACGGCCCCGGCCACAUCAGCCUACGGAGGGAAAAUAGCAGUGACAGCCCUAAGGAACUUAAGAGGCGCAAUUCCUCGAGCUCCGUGAGCAGCCGCCUCAGCAUCUACGACAACGUGCCGGGCUCCAUCCUCUACUCCAGCUCAGGUGACCUGGCUGACCUGGAGAACGAGGACAUCUUCCCUGAGCUGGAUGACAUCCUCUACCACGUGAAAGGAAUGCAGCGGAUAGUCAAUCAGUGGUCGGAGAAGUUCUCAGAUGAGGGCGACUCCGACUCAGCCCUGGACUCAGUCUCUCCGUGCCCAUCCUCACCAAAGCAGAUACACCUGGAUGUUGACAAUGAUCGGGCCACACCCAGUGACCUGGACAGCACCGGCAACUCCCUGAAUGAACCUGAAGAGCCCUCCGAUAUCCCAGAAAGAAGGGAUUCUGGGGUUGGGGCUUCCUUGACCAGAUCUAAUAGGCACAGACUGAGAUGGCACAGUUUCCAGAGCUCUCAUCGACCGAGCCUAAACUCUGUAUCACUGCAGAUUAACUGCCAGUCUGUGGCCCAGAUGAACCUGCUGCAGAAAUACUCGCUCCUAAAGUUAACGGCCCUGCUGGAAAAAUACACACCUUCUAACAAGCAUGGAUUUAGCUGGGCUGUGCCCAAGUUCAUGAAAAGGAUCAAGGUUCCAGACUACAAGGACCGGAAUGUGUUUGGGGUCCCUCUGACGGUCAACGUGCAGCGCACAGGACAGCCCCUGCCGCAGAGCAUUCAGCAGGCUAUGCGCUACCUCCGGAACCAUUGUUUGGAUCAGGUUGGGCUCUUCAGAAAAUCAGGAGUCAAAUCCCGGAUUCAGGCUCUGCGCCAGAUGAACGAAGGUGCCAUAGACUGUGUCAACUACGAAGGACAGUCUGCUUACGACGUGGCAGACAUGCUGAAGCAGUAUUUUCGAGAUCUUCCUGAGCCACUCAUGACAAACAAACUCUCGGAAACCUUUCUGCAGAUCUACCAAUAUGUACCCAAGGACCAGCGCCUGCAGGCCAUCAAGGCGGCCGUAAUGCUCCUGCCUGACGACAACCGGGAGGUUCUCCAGACCCUUCUUUAUUUCUUGAGCGAUGUCACAGCGGCUGUAAAAGAAAACCAGAUGACUCCAACCAACCUGGCCGUGUGCUUGGCGCCUUCCCUCUUCCACCUCAACACCCUGAAGAGAGAGAAUUCCUCGCCAAGGGUAAUGCAAAGAAAACAAAGUUUGGGCAAACCAGAUCAGAAAGAUUUGAAUGAAAACCUGGCUGCCACGCAGGGGCUGGCCCACAUGAUUGCAGAGUGCAAGAAGCUGUUCCAGGUUCCUGAGGAAAUGAGCCGCUGUCGUAACUCCUAUACCGAACAGGAGCUGAAGCCCCUCACCCUGGAAGCCCUGAGCCGCCUGGGUAAUGCUGAAUAUACUGACUACCAGCACUUCCUCCAGGACUGUGUGGACGGCCUGUACAAAGAGGUCAAAGAGAAGUUUAAAGGCUGGGUCAGCUACUCCACUUCAGAGCAGGCCGAGCUGUCCUAUAAGAAGGUGAGUGAAGGACCCCCACUGAGGCUCUGGAGGUCAACCAUCGAAGUCCCUGCUGUGCCUGAGGAGAUCUUAAAGCGCCUACUUAAAGAACAGCACCUCUGGGACGUAGACCUGUUGGAUUCGAAAGUGAUCGAGAUCCUGGACAGCCAGACUGAAAUUUACCAGUACGUGCAGAACAGCAUGGCGCCCCACCCUGCUCGGGACUACGUGGUUUUGAGAACCUGGAGGACUAAUUUACCCAAGGGAGCGUGUGCGCUUUUACUCACCUCCGUGGAUCAUGACCGGGCGCCUGUGGUCGGCGUGAGGGUUAAUGUGCUCUUGUCCAGGUAUUUGAUCGAACCCUGCGGGCCAGGAAAAUCCAAACUCACCUACAUAUGCAGAGCUGAUUUAAGGGGCCACAUGCCAGAGUGGUAUACAAAAUCUUUUGGACAUUUGUGUGCAGCUGAGAUUGUAAAAAUCCGGGACUCCUUCACUAACCAGAACACUGAAACCAAAGACACCAAAUCUAGGUGAUUACUGAAGCAAAACAACUGUGACCACCAUCCAGGUGUUCGUUUGUAGAACCUUGCCAGUCCCUGGAAGAAUGGGUUCCAUGUCUGAUCCUCAAAGAAAACUGCAAGUUGGAGUGUAGGAAUUGACUAUAGCAAUUUGAUACAUUUUUAAAGCUGCUUCCUGAUUGUUUAAGUGUCUAUAUUAAUAGACCUUGACUGGAAUAUAUAAGACUGCAAAAAAAAAUGUAUUUGUAUUCUUAUUCAGAUUGCUUCUGAGAAGCAAAACUCUAAAUACAUUACAGAAGAUAAUGAAGAUACUUUUUUCUCUUGUGAUAUCGGUGUAUGUGUACCUGUGUCAUUUUAUUCGCAGUGUGUUGAGGGACUGGUGUAUCCACUGGAAUAGUUGGUACUCUUUGACAUGUUUUCUCACUGAGAUGAGCAGAGAAAGGUUUGCACAGAGGAGUGUGAAUGUGUGUUUGUUGCUGGUUGAAUGGCAUAAAUGUAUAAGUUGGGAUGCAGUGUCUGGCACACUGAGACGCCUCCAAGAAGGAUAUUGAUGCAUCGGGUUCAGUUUAACCUGGAAUAUCUGACCACCCAUGAAUCCAUCAGAAAGGGGACCAACACCCUUGUCCAUUUAUUGAUUUCCCCCCCAAGUUAUUAAGCAUAUUUCUUCUCCACCAACCUCUUCUGUACUUGAAUUCUAGUAGAUUUACUCUGAUACCCAUAUCAAAUGUAGUGUUUUUUGGAUCUGAUUGCAAAUAGUGAUACAGUUUUUAACCAGCAGAGAGUUCAAGGAGGAACCCCCUCACCCCCAGCCUUACUGGCUUCAAAGCAUAAAUUUGAUUUUGUUUUUAAGCAGAGGUGUAAAAACUUAGCAUUGUAACAUUUACUCCUGAAUCAAGCGUCAAAAUGUUUUCCUUGUUAGAAUUCUUUGCAUUUUUGUGUUUAUAACAGAAACUUUUUUAAGACACUAGGGAACAUAGGAAACUAUGUAUGUCCCAAGGAAAUCCCUGUAAAUUUAACCCAGCUACAAAAGGCUCUUUUGAUUUUUUUGGUGUUCAUUAUUAAUAGCAUUCCUGAAAGCUGCAUGUGUUUAUUAAUUGGGUUUGUUCUUGUCAGCAAAUAGGUUUUCAGGUUUUAUGACUUUCUGCUUUAUUUUGGUUUUCCUACAUUUCUUUUUCUUUUCCUUUUAGAAUGCCAAUGAAAUAUAUUUUAGUGGUAAUGGAAAAUAGUAAUCAUAGUAAAACAUCAGAAAAACAAAACAGGCAAAUGUUUUUUUGGGGGAAGGGUGGUCUUGAUUCAGGUUUUACUGUAGUGGUAAAGAUUGACUCAAGAGACAGUAUUAGUAAAUUUAUUUUGUGUGGAUCAAAAGUGAAUAAUGUAUGAAUGAGAGUUGUAAGAAGGAUUUUUAUUUUGUUAUAACAUAAUUUAGUUACCAUUGUCAGUGUUAUAUCAAAGGUUUUUUUGAAGAAUUUCACAGGGGGUCAGAUGAAAGAGUUUUAAAAUUUGAGUAUUUUGGAUAUCCGUGUUCCUCAUGAAGAUAUACUUGUAUAUUCAAUUUUGAUGGCUUCCAGAUUUGUAAGAUUGUAUGUUGUAUAUACCAAUUCUAUUAAGAAACGUGCACAUGUCCACUGUGCUUUCAAACAUAGAUAAAGCAUGAUAAAGAUUAUUAUUUAAAAUAUACUUGUAUUUAUACCUCAGAUAUUCUUUUGGGUUUUGUACCUCAAGGCUUCAUGUUUUUUUUUCCCUAUUGUAAAUACACUUUACGUGAAUACAGUCUAAAUGGAAAAAUAAAUAAGUAAAAGGAAGAGGUUUAUAACUUUCUCUAUAUCUGUACAGAAUAUAAUCAAUAAGUGCACUAUUAAAUGUUUAAAGUAAGGGAAAAGUCUGGCCUGUUUUCCUUUUGCAUUUCACUCCCACCCUUAAAACCACAGAUUGCAAAGCAAAAGCAUUCUAGCAUCACCUAAAACCAAAAGAUAGAUUUACUGAAGGAAAAGUUGGACUGCAGAUCAUUCCAAGGCCAAACUGCAACUGAGCCACUCACUCACAAACAGGAAACCCUGGUGAAGGUUCAGGAAGCGUGGAGACUCCCUCCAAACAAAAGUUCAGUUAGGAAAUGAUGGCUGAGAAAGUUAGGAGAAUAGGCAACUGAAAGAUGCAUUUAAGCAAAAUGCAGGUGACCGGUUGAUUCCAAAAAAGGUCUUUUUCCCAUUAUUUAGCUUCUCUGUUGAAGGGAUUCCUUCUGUGUUUGGAAAGAGAAGAAUUGGAAGGAUAAGAACAUUUUUAAGAACUUUGCUGAAGUCACCUAAUGCAGUAUCACCACGGCAUACUCGUGUGACUAAUUUUGCCUAGAUUGUAAGCUCUCUGAGAGCAGGGCUCAUCUCCUACAUCUUUAUAAUCCCCUACAGUGGCUUUCAGUAUUUUGUACUUGUAGGCACCUAAUAAAUUUAUUACUUGCUCAAUUGAA